This is a messenger RNA of Cutaneotrichosporon oleaginosum, 2620 nucleotides long. The record is from RefSeq and is a predicted model, not a curated record. NCBI's taxonomy places the organism in Eukaryota, Fungi, Basidiomycota, Tremellomycetes, Trichosporonales, Trichosporonaceae.
UGUUUCUCUCCUCCUCUUCACAUCAUCCUCCAACGCCAUGUCCGCUAUCAGUUCACGUUGACGUGCCGACAUGCCCACCUGGCCCGCUCGGAGUGCACGCGCAUACCAUGAUACGAGCGGUCCGCACUUCCGCGUCGUCAGAGGACUCCCGGACCGACCAGACCUCAUUCCUCGCGGUUCCCGCAUGUCGUAUCGCGCAUCUCCGCUCAUGCGUCUUCAACAGACUCGGCUCGAGGUGAUCCACAGAUGUGGCUCGCGAUAUAACUGCCUGAGUCUGAGGUACUACUGGCUUCACCCUCAUCAACCAUGACCAUCCUCAGCAUCCCGGAGUCAAGUAUCCGAGUCGCCAUCGACCGUGGAGGCACCUUCACGGACGUGCACGCGUCUGUGCUCGAUCCUAGCGGCGGACGCAGAGAGUUCGUCAUCAAGCUUCUCUCGCAGGACCCAGGAAACUACGCCGACGCGCCGACCGAGGGUAUCCGCCGGGUGCUCGAGCGAGUCACCGGCACCUCAAUUCCGCGCGGCGAGCCGCUCCCUAUUAAGCAUCUUGACUACGUCCGCCUCUCCACCACGGUGGCUACUAACGCGCUCCUCGAGCGUAAGGGCCAGGACCACGCGCUCGUGAUCACUAAGGGGUUCCGUGACCUCCUCGAAAUCGGAAACCAGACUCGGCCCCGCAUCUUUGACCUCAACAUCAAGCGUGCGCUGCCUUUGUACUCCAAAGUCGUCGAGGUCGACGAGCGCGUCACUCUUGUCGGGUACACCUCUGAUCCGAAGCAUGCUGAGCACGCCGUAACCUUCGACGCCGACGGCUCCGUCAAGAAGGCCUACUCUGGCCCAGGGGCCGAAGCACAAGCUCGUCUCAUGCCCCAGCCCAUCGUGCAAGGCCUCUCAGGUGAGGCCGUCAAGGUCCUCCAGGCUCCCGACGAGGUGGCCCUCCGUGCCGACCUCCAGGCUGUCUACAACGAGGGAUAUCGUGCCGUCGCCGUGUGCCUCGCCCACUCGUACACGUACCCUCAGCACGAGCUAGUAGUUGGCCGCAUUGCAGCCGAGGUCGGCUUCGAGAACGUCUCGCUGUCCUCCCAGCUGCUUCCUGUUAUCAAGAUGACGACGCGCGGACAAAGCACAACGGCUGACGCGUAUCUCACCCCCAUCCUGAAGGAAUACCUGCGCGGCUUCUACCGAGGCUUUGAGGGCGGCGCGGACGGCGGUCUGCGCGUCGAGUUCAUGGGCUCUGACGGCGGCCUUGUUGAGCUAAAGCAUUUCUCGGGCCUCAAGUCCAUCCUGUCCGGCCCUGCCGGCGGUGUUGUCGGCUACGCCCUGACUAGCUGGGAUGAGGAGGAAAAGGCGCCCAUCAUUGGCUUCGAUGUCGGCGGCACGUCGACCGAUGUCUCCCGCUUCGCGGGACGGUACGAAAGCGUUGCGGAGACGACCACCGCGGGUAUCGCCAUCAACGUCCCCCAGCUCGACAUCAACACUGUUGCAGCUGGCGGCGGCUCCUGCCUAACAUACAAGAAUGGACUGUUCCGCGCCGGGCCCGAAAGUGCAGGGGCACACCCCGGCCCCGCAUGCUACCGAAAGGGCGGACCACUCGCACUCACUGACGGCAACCUGUUCCUCGGUCGCCUGGUGCCGCAGUACUUCCCCAAGUGCUUCGGGCCAAAUGAGGACGAGGCACUCGACCCCACUGCAAGUGAGAGGCAGUUCGCUGCGCUUGCGGAAAAGAUCCGCGCGCACACCGGCACAGAGAAAGACAUGGACGAGCUGGUGUACGGCUUCGUCAAGAUCGCCAACGUGACGAUGGCGCGCCCGAUCCGCACGCUGACUGAGGCGCGGGGGUUCAAGACCUCGGACCACGUGCUCGCCUCCUUCGGCGGCGCGGGCGGCCAGCACGCGUGCGAGAUUUCCGAGCUUCUGGGCAUCUCGCGCGUGCUGAUCCACAAGUUCUCGAGUGUGCUCUCGGCGUACGGCCUCUCCCUCGCUGACCGGGUCUAUGAGCUGCAGGAGCCGGCAGCAGACGUCUACUCAGCGUCCGCGGACACGCUGUCAGCGCGCCUCGACGGGCUCGGCGAGCGUGUGCGCGCCGUGCUUCGUGCCGCCGGCUUCGACGACGCCAAGAUCCGCCUUGAGCGCCUGCUCAACAUGCGCUUCGACGGGAGCGACACGGCGCUCAUGGUGCUCGCGCCGGACGGAGACUACGCGGCGGCAUUCAUGCGCGCACACAUGGACGAGUUCGGGUUCUUGCUCGACAAGGAGAUCGUCGUCGAUGACAUCAAGGUGCGCGGCAUCGGGAUGAGCUACGAGUCGCUUGGGCGCAGCGCGCUUGCGGAGGUGCGCACGCUCAGGCGUACGCCGCCGCCCAAGGCCGACUUGGCGCAGGAGGUGUAUGUGUGGCAUGGGGAAGCGGGGAAGCGCGUCAACGCGCCUGUAUACGAGCUCGAGAGCCUCGCGACGGGCAACGCUGUGCCUGGACCCGCCCUGGUCAUCGACGAUACGCAGACAAUCUUCGUCAAUGUCGGCUGGACAGCGCUCGUGACGACAAACCACCUGAUGCUGGUGCGGGAGUAGGCAGAAGCGGUCCGUGAUCCAAAGUCAAGAUGAAUCAUGUGUGUAGUCUCCG